AUGGAUGAUCAGGACGGAUCUUUUACAUUGCAUAGCUCGUUAGGAGUUUUGGGGAGUCAAAGCACGGGGAACACAGUUCCUUCCCAAGUACUAUUUAUGGAUACACAUGAUAUGCCUUCCAGGACAAACACACAUCCACCGGCAUCUGCGUAUUAUCAGGUAGCUACGCCGAAGUCACCCCAUGAGCUUGCCUUAGAUGGAGACGACGAGGUACACGGCGGUGACUCCAGUAACGAAACCAUAGGGCCUAUUGGUCACAGUGGCCAUCCUACAGAAGGCCAUCAUAUGAUGAUGGGGAAAUCAAGCAGAGAGAGUGAAGAAAUGGAAAGGUUGAAGUAUGAAACUGCAAAAAACGAAAUACUCGAUAAACUUCAUUUGCACACACUCAUAGGUCACAAAGAGAUGCAGAGAGUUCAGCUAGAAAUCAGAAGAGCGGAUGCACAGAUGCACCUCUUGAAAAAACUACAUGAAGACAAGGACCUGCUUGGGAAGAUCGAGAAGUGUCAUGAGCGUAAAAAUGAAAUGACGAGGCAGGAGUUGUCAGAAAUCAAUGCAACUAGGAAUAGUACAUCCGGUCAUCUCGCUGAUGCUAGUUUGAUCGGUUUGCCACCUGGAACGUCCCCAAAUGAUGUAUCGUCUGCAAGUAGCGGAGUACCUACUCACCACUAUCACACAAGAAGUAAAAGUCAGGGAAAUGUCAAUGAGGUAGCACAUUUAAGACCCGCCAAUUCUGCGAUUAUUGACCUUCGGCUAACGGGUUCCAAGUCUAUUUCGAAUUCAGCUUUUAAAGGCGGAAACAAAGAGCCUGAAUAUGAAAUUCUUCCAUUCAGGCCCAACCAAAUGAAUCUCCAUCACAGAAGAAAUUAUAGCAGUACUUCGUUGACAAGCAAUAGUGGUGUUGUCGGAAAAACUGAGAGCAACGAAGCUAUUUUUAGACGAUACGAUGGCAUUCUCAUUGUCAUAACGUGCGCGAACUGCAACAGAAGUGGAUUCACGUCAGCACAGGGAAUCGUAAAUCAUGCUCGUCUGAAACAUGGCAAGACAUAUUCGAGUCAGCCCUUGGCUGUUCUCCACAAUCAAAAAGUGUUAGAUGAUGACAAACAGGAUCCUCAGGUUCUAGAAAAAUUCAGAGGCAUUGGCAAAGAUCCCAAGACGGAUUAUCUACCAUGCGAGAUCGCAAUACCUUCUGGAAGAAGAUCAAGUCAUAGGGAAGUAAGUCCAAAAAAUACUUUAAAUAGGAAGUCAGAGAGCCAAGGCCGGCAUCAAAGUCCACACAGUUCUGUUCAUUUGGAAAAAAUGUAUAAUAAAGAUGAUUUUAAAGAUCUAGUAGCAAUGGUAAAUGAAGCACAAAACGAUUUAGAUGUUGUAUUAAAACAUUCUGAGUCAGAGAGUAGAUUGUGUGAGAGUGAAGAGGGUGAUAAUAGUUUGAGGGAUCAAUGUGAUGAAUCAGACUAUAUAGCAACAUCUUCGAAAAACAUAGCAGAGAAUAGUAGUGCGUCUUUCUCUUCAAUCAAGAAUGAUCCUGCUAAUGCUCCGUCAACAAAAAGGUCAGAAAAGGAGGGCCCGGCCAUAUCUUCAAGAAUAACACCAAAAGAAAAUGGCAAAAAGCGUAAAAACGAGACGAAUGGAGAAGAGAGAGAUUUGAAAGAGAGACUUAGACCCGCAGAAAAAAAGGCCAGACGUGAUGCACUAGCUUUAAGCAAUAUUCCAGAUCACGAAAAGAGGUCAUCGCAUUACAAUCUACGAGCUAAGUCCAAACUAAAAGGUAUUAACAGCAAGAAUCAGUGA
Molecule: messenger RNA, 1788 nt
Organism: Zygotorulaspora mrakii
Lineage: Eukaryota; Fungi; Ascomycota; Saccharomycetes; Saccharomycetales; Saccharomycetaceae
Gene: AHC1
Product: Ahc1p
Exons: 1
Coding region: 1-1788 (595 amino acids)
Source: RefSeq, a predicted model, not a curated record